GAAGAUGUGGUGUAUGUGGAAAAAUAUCAACUAUAAGACCACUGGGACAAAUUCAGAAACAGCUGCCGCUUGCAUUGAUUAAAGGUUGUGUAAAACUUAAAAGAAGCAGCAUUCUAUUCACUAGUUAUUGGACUCGAGCCUCCUUUGACCUCGGAAACUGAAAAUGAGGUUGCUAUGGGAACUGCUCGUGCUGCAAUCAUUCAUGUUGUGCCUUGCAGAUGACAACACGCUGCAUGGGCCAGUUUUCAUUCAGGAACCAAACAAUGUGAUUUUUCCACUGGAUUCUGAGGAAAAGAAAGUGAAGUUGAGCUGUGAAGUAAAGGGAAAUCCUAAACCAACUAUCAGGUGGAAGUUAAAUGGAACCAGUGUUGACGUCGGUAUGGAUUACCGCUACAGUGUAGUGGGAGGCAGCUUGUUGAUCAAUAACCCCAAUAAAACCCAAGAUAUUGGAAUGUACCAGUGCAUAGCAACAAACUCAUUUGGAACCAUUGUUAGCAGAGAGGCAAAACUUCAGUUUGCUUACCUUGAAAACUUCAAGACAAGAACAAGAAGUACAGUGUCAGUCCGACAGGGUCAGGGAAUGGUACUGCUGUGUGGACCACCACCACAUUCUGGAGAACUGACUUAUGCAUGGAUCUUCAAUGAAUACCCAUCAUUUGUGCACCAGGAUAAUCGUCGCUUUGUUUCUCAAGAGACUGGGAAUUUGUACAUAGCAAAGGUGGAAACAUCUGAUGUGGGCAACUACACAUGCGUGGUGACAAACACUGUAACAAAUAAUAAAGUGCUGGGCCCCCCAACUCCUUUGAUACUGAGGAAUGAUGGGGUGAUGGGUGAAUAUGAGCCAAAAAUAGAAGUGCAGGUCCCAGAAACUGUUCCAUCUGCAAAAGGAACAACUGUGAAACUGGAAUGCUUUGCCUUGGGAAACCCAGUUCCUACUAUUAGUUGGAGAAGAGCAGAUGGUAAACAAAUACCCAGGAAAGCCAGGAGACAAAAAUCGAGUGGAGUUCUCGAAAUCCCAAACUUUCAGCAGGAAGAUGCUGGUCUAUACGAGUGUGUGGCUGAAAACGUGAGAGGAAAGAACAUGGCACGAGGGCAGCUUACAAUUUAUGCACCACCUAACUGGAUUCAGAAAAUAAGUGAUGUGCACAAAGCUAUAGAAGAAAGCAUCUUUUGGGAGUGUAAAGCAAAUGGGAGACCAAAGCCUUCAUACAGCUGGCUAAAGGAUGGUGAACCAUUGAUACCUCGGGACAGAAUUCAGAUAGAACUUGGAGCACUUACAAUAACAAAUGUGAAUCUGUCAGAUGCAGGCAUGUAUCAGUGUGUAGCAGAAAACAGACAUGGAGUCAUUUUCACCAGUGCGGAGUUGAGUGUAAUUGCUUUGGGUCCAGACUUUUCCAAAACCCUGUUGAAAAGAUUAACUCUUGUUAAAGUGGGCGGUGAAGUAAUCAUAGAGUGUAAGCCAAAAGCUUCCCCCAGGCCUACUUAUACUUGGAAGAAAGGAAAAGAGAUCCUAAGAGAAAACGAGAGAAUCAAUAUUAUGGAUGAUGGAAGCCUCCGAAUUGUCAAUGUCACUAAGGCAGAUGCUGGAAGUUAUUCCUGUGUAGCAACAAAUCAUUUUGGUACCGCUAGCAGCACCGGAAGUUUGGUGGUGAAAGGUAUGAAUGGAGCUAAGAAGGAAACUGCCAGUCUUAAAAGUGAACAGAUGGAUAGCUUAGUAGGAAAAGCAAUGGAACAACAACCUAGCUUCUUAACCCCUGAUGUUGAAGCCAAAAGUCAGCAAGCAAAAUUUCAACAACAGUACCAGAAUGACCUAAAUUUGAAGGAUUCAGCUGGUGAUUUGAUGAUCAGAAGCAUCCAGCUGAAGCAUGCUGGGAAAUACGUCUGCAUGGUGCAAACAACUGUGGACAAGCUAUCGGCUACUGCAGACCUGAUUGUAAGAGGUCCACCAGGCCCACCUGAAGCCGUGACAAUAGAUGAAAUCACUGACACUACAGCUCAGUUAUCCUGGAGGCCAGGAGCAGAUAAUCACAGCCCCAUUACUAUGUAUGUGAUUCAAGCAAGGACCCCAUUUUCUGUGGGAUGGCAAGCAGUGAACACAGUUCCAGAUAUCAUUGAUGGCAAGACAUUCACUGCAACCGUGGUGGGAUUAAACCCUUGGGUUGAAUAUGAAUUCCGAGCAGUUGCAGCCAACCUCAUUGGGAUUGGGGAGCCAAGCAGACCCUCAGAGAAAAGAAGAACUGAAGAAGCUCUUCCUGAAAUCACCCCGGCUAAUGUCAGUGGAGGUGGAGGGAGCAAGUCGGAGCUGGUCAUUACCUGGGAGACAGUGCCUGAAGAAUUACAGAACGGAGGUGGCUUUGGCUACGUGGUGGCAUUCCGACCCUUGGGCACAGUGAGCUGGAUGCAGACUGUAGUAGCUUCUUCUGAUGCCUCCAGAUACGUGUUUCGAAAUGAGAGCUUGCCGCCAUUCACGCCCUAUGAAGUUAAAGUGGGCGUGUACAACAAUAAAGGGGAAGGUUCUUUUAGCCCUGUGACAGUUGUAUAUUCUGCAGAAGAAGAACCCACCAGAGCUCCAACCAGCGUCUUUGCCAAAAGCCUUUCUGCUUCGGACAUUGAAGUUUAUUGGGCCUCUCCACGUGAGAAUCAGAGUAAAGGAAGGAUACAGGGUUAUGAGGUUAGAUGUUGGAGACACGAAGAUAAGGAAGAAAAUGCUAGAAAAAUCAGGACUAUUGGUAAUCGAACAUCUACAAAAAUCACUAAUCUGAAAGGCAAUGCAUUAUAUCAUUUAGCCGUCAAGGCAUACAACACCGCAGGGACAGGACCCUCCAGUGCUACAGUCAAUGUCACUACCAAAAAGCCACCACCGAGUCAACCUCCUGGAAACAUCAUAUGGAAUUCAUCUGACUCCAAGAUUAUACUGAACUGGGAUCAAGUUAAAGCACUGGAUAAUGAAUCAGAAGUGAAAGGAUACAAAGUUUUAUACAGAUGGAACAGACAGAGUAGCACAUCUGUAAUCGAAACUAAUAAAACAUCUGUCGAGCUUUCUUUGCCUUUUGAUGAAGAUUACAUCAUAGAAAUAAAGCCAUUUAGUGAUGGAGGCGAUGGUAGCAGCAGCGAACAAAUCCGAAUUCCAAAGAUAUCAAAUGCAUAUGCGAGAGGAUCUGGUACUUCUACUUCAAAUGCGUGUACGUUGUCAGCCAUCAGCACAAUAAUGAUAUCUCUCACAGCUAGAUCAAGUUUAUGACAAAAAUUACAUAAAGGACUUCCUGUUUAUAAUAUAAGCAACAUUUAGCUAGUUGUUUUGAAGACACCCAGUACUAAGUAAUAUUGUUGUUCAAGUACAUCUUACUACUGGAAAAAAAAUGUUUUAUGCUUCUUUAGGAAUGGCAUUAUACAGUACUUCCUCAAAGCAAAUAUAGCUUUGUUUGAAGUUUCCUUGGAAACUCUGCAAUGCACUGAAAACAUCUGUAAUAUGAUGUUACCAAAGCAGUUUACAUAUGUCCUUAUAUGCAUAUUUUUUAUUAUAUAUUUAGUGUUUUAUAGAAUUUUUUAAAGUUAACAUAUGAUGUAGAUAUUAAUUUUUCCUCUGCUAUAAAAUGCUACAGAUAACACUAUCAUAAAAAAUAUUGUUUGGAAUUUUUUCCUUUAAAACUGAGAGUUCAAAGUUGUUCUCAGUAAAUUGGUUACAAAUUGAUUGUACAGUUUUGCAAGGGUACACAUUGGGAGAACUGUUUAGGACUUGGUUCGUAACUCAAGGCAGCUGUAUUUAAAUGACAGUUAUGAUGGUUCCUAAGUAAAAUCAAGUGCUUAAGAUAUUUUUUCAUUUUGGAUCAGAUGAGUGUACAAGAUAAACCUGAGAUAAUCUUCAAGAACAGCUACAGUCUUCAAAAAUAAGUAUACAGAUUUUUGUUCCUAGCCAAUACUUUAACAUCAUAUAUUAAGCUUUCAUUUUAUUGUAUUUAAGUAGCUUUGUCUUGAUCAUAAUUAACAUUAAAUUGAACAUUAAAGUUGAUAUUACAUAGUAAUCUCUUCCUAUAGUAACAUAGACCAAAAGUUACUGCAGCAAAAGAAGGACCAGAUUCUGAGCUUUUACCUUGGUGUAAAUCCAAAGUAAUGCCAGUUUAAAUCAAUUAUUUUACUCUGGAUUUACAUCAAGGAAAUUAUAAUCAUAAUAUGCAUGUCUUUAAGAUUUAAAACUAAUUCUGGGUUCCACUGUCUGAAUAUGUAUUUCUUUUCAGUGUACAUUUUAAAUGUAAUUCAUAAAUCUUCAUAAUUUAAUCACAAAGUUAUGUUUUCUUAUAUAAUCUCUUUUGAGUGUCGGUCAUAAACUGAAUCUGACAGCUGUAUCAUGUUUCUAGUGAAUAACUCUCUAAAGUACAUUUUUCAUAUUAAUUUGCAAAGUAUCUUUGUGUGUAUGGUCCCUCAAUAGUUCUGUGCUAGGAAGUCUUUGUUUCUUUACAAACUCUUCAUACAAAUAUGAAGUUUUAAUAUAAUCAUAUUGGAAAAUGACAAUAUCAACAGAAAAAUAACUCUUCUUGAGAAAAGGACUGUUUGUUACUAUGGGAUCAUUUUGUAAGUCCACUCAGAUGGAUCAAUGCUGGUAAAAAGGCAAUGGAAUUUUCUAUAAAAAUUUUCAAGUUUAAAUGCGCUGCAGUGCUUUAUUUUUUUCCUGAUAGCUUAAAUUUGCCUGUAACUUGUCUUUUUUGCUUACAAAAUACUACAAGUUAACUUUUAAACCUUCUCAAUAUAUUUAUUCAGUAACUCAUAAUUGGGAUUCCACUUGUGUAAAAGUCAGGGGUGUUAACCAGAGAAAUAUUGUCAAUAUUUCAAGCUGUGUUCCUUUCUUAGUUUGAUAUGGUUACUUCUAUGUAAACACAAAAACAAAAAAAACCACAAAAACAAGAAAAUGAAACAAAAAAAAAAAGCCUAUGUAGUUUUCUCCCCGGUGUAAAUGAUAUUUAUCGGUGAUC
Messenger RNA from Terrapene triunguis (Three-toed box turtle), 4967 nucleotides. RefSeq names its product contactin 4 (gene CNTN4). Gene Ontology annotation, molecular function: protein binding. The record is from RefSeq and is a predicted model, not a curated record. The transcript is spliced from 24 exons. Lineage: Eukaryota; Metazoa; Chordata; Testudines; Emydidae. Gene Ontology annotation, biological process: cell-cell adhesion. Bases 164 to 3241 code for a protein of 1025 amino acids.